UUUGGUUGGGAUGGGAUUGUGUACAUGUAUGAAAUACUGAGUUCAUACUCUCAUAUUGGUUAACGCACUCGGCUCACAACCGAGUGAUCUGGGGUUCGAGUCCCCGGUGGGGAGAAACGGAUGGGCUCGUUUCUUCACACCCAAAGCCUCUGUCCACCUAGCAGUAGAAUUAGGGACCCAGUGUUAGUCGACUGUUGUGGGUUGCUUCUGGUUUGGUACUGCGUCCUGAUUAAGCUGAAAAACUUGCAAGGCCUUUACGAAAACCAAAUUGCAAAGCUGGUGGCAAGUUAUUAUAUUCAACAGACCUACAAAGAUGUUGAUAGAUUCAACUGGAAGACGGUGAUGUCACCACCUAGCGCCAUGGGUUCUAAGAUCGUUGUGGUUGGAUGCGCAAUCCUAGGGCUCGUAGGACUCGUCGCAGGAGCUCCUGAGAGACGCAUUCGGGGCCUAGAGGAAUCUAACAUUCCUGAGGAAUUUAUGAUUGACGAAAGCGUCUCGCACCCCGUGGUCCUCCUGCAUCAUGAGGAGUGCCCAACUUGUGACAAGGUGAGCGAUAUCCAGAUCGUCUGCGCUAGCAACAGGAAGAUCUACAUCAACGAAUGCGUCUUCAGGAUGGAGAAAUGCACGCAGGAGAACCUGACCGCCGUCGAGUGCACCGAUGCUCACAGGGCACCUCAGAAAACUCCCAUGAUGCACCAGUACGACGUCGAGUACAACUUUUCUCCUAGACUGUAGCGCACUCUCCACGCGUCAGGAAUGGGACUAUGAGAUUUCUCAUAUUUGGAGCGUCAAAGUGAUUGGCCAUUUUGAUAUAUUUACUGUGGCUCAACGAGUAUGUUCUAAGAGAACAGCAUUGAAUAACUAAUAGAACAAAUUCUUAGAGAAUGUCUUGUAAUUUUAACAUAUUUUACGUUUGCUAUAAAUCUUCUGUAAAGUACCUAGUACUACUGAAACGUACUUCUUGUCAAAUCCGGUUAUUUGCAAUGUAUUAGAAACCAUUUUAUAGUCAAUUCAGCAUCUCCAAUGCACGUAAUAAAUUUCUAAAACUAUUAUAAC
Molecule: messenger RNA, 1056 nt
Organism: Macrobrachium nipponense
Lineage: Eukaryota; Metazoa; Arthropoda; Malacostraca; Decapoda; Palaemonidae
Exons: 4
Coding region: 121-735 (204 amino acids)
Molecular function (GO): protein binding
Source: RefSeq, a predicted model, not a curated record